Molecule: messenger RNA, 2524 nt
Organism: Perca fluviatilis (European perch)
Lineage: Eukaryota; Metazoa; Chordata; Actinopteri; Perciformes; Percidae
Exons: 4
Coding region: 1-636 (211 amino acids)
Biological process (GO): cell surface receptor signaling pathway; negative regulation of T cell proliferation; positive regulation of T cell proliferation
Cellular component (GO): external side of plasma membrane
Source: RefSeq, a predicted model, not a curated record
AUGGAUGACCCUCCCCAACAAUUUACUGAUGCCUUCUGUACUGGAACAUUUGUAGUAAAUGUGACCCAGAGCUCCUAUCAGGCAGAGGAGAACCAGGAGAUCACACUGGAUUGGACCUUCACAACCAACAAUAACAGUUCCUCCAACUCUCUUAAUGUCUUCUGUCAACUGUUAGCUGUACUCAAGAAUCCAGUUAUGUUUCGUCUCCAUGAAGGAGUUGAGGUCCCAGAGGCUCAGCACGAACAGUUUGCAGGACGAGUCCAGUGGGACAAAGACGUCCUCAGAGAAGGACGACUCCGAUUUAAUGUGUCCAGACUCAGGACUGAAGACUCGGGACUAUACAAGUGCCAUGUGGUCACAAGUUAUGGGAGGAACUCUGGUAGCUGUCUACUCAAUAUCACAGAGUCGAGCUCUGUUAAAGCCUUGACGACGGAGACGCCGCUGCAUCCCAAAAUCCUCCAGACUCCAGGUCCAAACGAUGAGACGGCUGUUAAAGGUGGGCGUCUGUACCUGAGCGUACCGAUCCUCGGUGUGUUUGGCUGCAUCGUCCUGAUCCUGGGUGCUGGACUCAGCGCAUAUUUACUCAAACUAAGUUAUCAACACCAAACUGUAAGUCAGGACGACUUGCUCGUUUAAGAGAAAGCCCCAGCGCUACCUUCACUACUACGUCUGGGCCAACGUUGAGUCGGGAGAUGACGGCCGCCGCGGUAUUUCACCGGACCUUUUAACUGACCCACGAUGGAAGAAGUCUCUCAGGGCUCUCCUCCACCAGCUGGGGGGAACUGGGAGGGAAAUACACGACUCACAAACUGGCUUUUUGUGGUUCUGUUGUUGUAACGACACAUACUCAUGGUCUGUGUAUGCCGCAUCACUGGGACCAGAGGCCCGCGCUACGGAGCAAGAUUUCAGGCUUGACUUUUCAGUGAGUUCAGGUUUUGGUGGAUCGCUUGUGGCACAGUAACCACGGCUGCGAAACAACCGAGAGUCAUUCAUUUCCUUAUGGAGAUUCACAGACCGCGAGCGAACGGGUCCGAGCCGAUGCGAACGAGUGCGCUGCGGAAAAAAAUCGGGUCCGUUGGUCAUCUGGAGGCGGCAUUUUUUAUUUUAUUUUUUCUACUCUCUUCCGACGCUUUUCAACGGUGUAGUACGACCAGUACCACCGGGGGGCGCAUUAUGGAGCUAGUGUGAAGGAGAAUCCACUGAACUGGAUUACUGGGGUUUAGUCACGAUGUCACUCUUGGAAGAUUUUAAAGGAACACGCCGACUUAUUGGGACUUUGUGUUAUUCCCCGUGUCCCCCCAGAGUUAGAUAAGUCCAUACAUACCCUUCUCAUCUCCGUGCGUGCUGUAAUUUGUAAUUUAUUACCUGUUUACAUAGUGAACCCAAACACGAGGAAGGCAGAUAUUUAGAACGUACGAAUUGACCUGAAGUCUUCAACGUGCUGUAUUUACUGCAAUUUUUUUUAUAAUUUUUUUUAUUUAUUUGUUUAUCUAACAUACAAGGACCAUACAGGACCAUACAAGCAAACAUAGUUCCAAUACAAAGCCCGUAACUGAUGCGCAGCAUAUAGAGUUUAUAGCUAGUGCUAAUUCUCAACUCUUGUCGCUGGUUGGGCAUUUCUAAGAACAUUAUAAAACAGAUACAUGCAUAAGAAAAAAAGAGAAAUAAAAAGGAAAAAUCAUAGGCAUUUCUUCAUACACACACACACCUUCACUCACUACACAACUAAACAAAAUAAUACUAAUAACAAUAGUUAAAAAUGCUUACAGUUUUGAUUUGCCUUUAGCCACAACUUAAUGCUGGAAGUAAAAAAUGUUAAGUCCGAUAUGACCUUAAUGUCAGCUGGUAAUGAAUUCCAUAGUCUACAGCUCUUAAUAAUACCUACACUAACAAUAGAUAUAUUUUUAUAAAACUGAUGUGUGGAUGUUGGGUCAACUUGUCAUCUGUUGCAUUAUCACAGCAAUCGAUUUAUUCCUCAUGUCUUUACUAGCUGAGAUAAUCUUUUUUAAGAUUGUUUUGGGCAUUUUAGGCCUUUAUUUUGAUAGGACAGCUGAAGACAUGAAAGGGGAGAGAGAGGCGGGGGGGGGGAUGACAUGCAGCAAAGGGCCGCAGGUCGGAGUCGAACCCGCGGCCGCUGCGUCGAGGAGUGAACCUCUACAUACUGAGGCUUGCAAAGGUAUUCAUACCCCUUGAACUGUUCCACAUUUUGUCACGUUACAAACGUAAAUGUAUUUCAUUGGGACCAACACUAAGUGGCCCAUAUUUGGGAAGUGGAAGGAAAAGGAUACCUGGGUUUUCAAAUGUUUUUUUACAAAUAAAAAAACUUUUCAAGUCUUGCCAGAGAUUCUCAAUUUGAUUUAGGUCUGGGGGCUGGUAUAGGUGUCUUUUAUAGAAAUGCAGUAUUGUUUCUUUUGUAUUUAUUUCUCUUUUUAAUGUAUGUUGUAUGUCGUGUCUGUGUCUUCUGAAUGGACCUUCAGUCUGGCAAUAAAGCUGAUGAUGAUGAUGAUGAUGAUGAUGAAGAUGA